AGCGGCUUCGAAGGCGGCCGCUGCCUUCCUGCAGCCCCAGCGGGACGCCGCGGGCCCUCGAGGGCCUCCCGAGGCCACCUUCGCUUCCUCCCUCCCUCCCUCCCCGUCCCGGGGGCCGCUUCCCCUCGCCGCCGCCGGCCCCCCGGCCCCCGCCGCGGCUCUGGGCCCACCGGGGGUGCCAUGGGCAGCGCCUGAGCCCGCGGGGCCGUCGCCUCCAUGUCGCUGGCGCUGAAGGCGCGGCAGAGGGUGAGGCGCAAGGGCGGCUCCAGGGACAGGGUCUUCGGCUGCGACCUCCUCGAGCACCUGCAGCAGUCGGGGCAGGACGUGCCCCAGGUGCUGAGGAGCUGCACCGAGUUCGUGGAGCAGCACGGGGUGGUGGACGGGAUCUACCGGCUCUCGGGCGUCUCCUCCAACAUCCAGCGGCUGCGGCAGGAGUUCGACAGCGACCGCUGCCCCGACCUGCAGAGGGACGUUUACCUGCAGGACAUCCACUGCGUCAGCUCCCUCUGCAAAGCCUAUUUCCGGGAGCUCCCCAACCCCCUCCUCACCUACCAGCUCUAUGACAAAUUCGCUGACGCCGUGGCCAUCCAGAUGGAAGAGGCUCGGCUGGUGAAGAUCAAGGAGGUGCUGAAGGAGCUGCCAGUGCCCCAUUAUAGGACGCUGGAGUUCCUGAUGCGGCACCUGCUGCGCAUGGCGACCCACAGCCGCCAGACCAACAUGCACGCCAGGAACCUGGCCAUCGUCUGGGCCCCCAACCUGCUGCGGUCCCGGGACAUCGAGGCGACGGGGUUCAACGGCACGGCGGCGUUCAUGGAGGUGCGAGUGCAGUCCAUCGUGGUCGAGUUCAUCCUCACCCACGUCGAGCAGCUCUUUGGGGACGCCCCUCUGCUGGGCGGCGAAUCGCCGCGGCGGUCCCGGCUGCUGGCAGGGGGGGGUCCCGGCGAGGUGCAGCCCCCACCGUACCAUGUGCCGGCGGCGCUGAGCCAGGGCGAUGGGCCCCCCCCGAUCCGGCCCUACCACACCAUCAUCGAGCUCAGCGACCACAGGAGGAAAGGCUCCCUCAAGGCCAAGAAGUGGAGAUCCAUCUUCAACCUGGGCCGCUCCAGCCACGAGGCCAAGCGCAAAUUGGUGAAGGCGGAGGAGAAAGAUGACAAGUGUGGGAAGAUGAGCCUCCGUCCAGCCAAGAGCAUGGACUCGCUCAGCUCCGUCCCUUUCACCGGUGAUGGCACAGACACCCCCCGGCUGAGCCAGAAGCAGCCGGCACAGCGCCGGGAGAGCUUCGACACGUGCCCCUCGCCACCCCAGAGCUGCCCCGAGCUGGACGAGAGCCUGGAAGAUAAGCUGCCGGGGCUGCAGGAGCCGCGGGGCCCCGAGUCGGAGGGCGAAAGCAGCAGCACCAAGUCGGAGCCCACCACCCCCAAAGCCGGCCGGGCCGCGCUGGUGGCCCCCGGCCGCUCGCCCAAGGCCGCCCGCGGCCGCGCCGACAAGUGCGCCGGGGUCCACAUCUCCGGCCCCUUCUCCGUCACCGUCCCCUUCCACAUCACCUCCAACCUCUCCCGCCUGACGCGGGGGAUGCCGUGCCCGGCGCUGGCCGCGGUGCCCGCGGGCAGAGAGACCCCCGACAGCCCCCCGGCCGCCGGCCGCCGCUCCAACGCCGACCCCGCGGGGGAGGGGAAGGCAGACGCAGAGCAGAGCCGUCUGUCCCUGGAGCUGCGCGACUCCUUCGCCUUCCUGGACAGCGCAGAGACGUGGCUGGAGAGCAGCGGGGACGGGGAGGGCGCGGCGUGGGCAGCGCCGCCCAGCCCCGGGGAUGGAGAGAGGUGCCUGGCCGUGGAGGACGGGAUGGACAGCGGGUUCAUGAACCCGGGCGAGCCCCCGGCCGAGCAGCCCGACAGCUACCUCUCCAUCGAGGAGUGCAUGGACGAGGAGAUGUUCUUCAUGGCCCCCAGCGGCUCCGACACCGAGGAGCGCGCUGGGGACACCGACUCGGACGACAUGUUCCUGAGCGCCCACGACGAGCUGAGCCCGCUGGCGGCACCGCUGGAGCCCCUCGGCCCCGCUCCGGGGGAGGGGACAGCCCCGGAGACGAGCGCAGGGCCGCAGGACCGGGCUGCGGCGGAGGAGGAGGAGGGGGAGCUCCCCAGGGACCCCGGUGAGGUGCAGGCAGAGGAGGAGGCACCGGGCACCGGGCAGCCUCCGGGUGAAGGGGCAGACGGAGGCGGCAGCCCCUGCAGAACGGACUCCAGCACUGACACCGUCCGGGGGGCCGCGGGGUCCGGGGGCCUCGAGGGAGCAGGGCCAGGUCCCCAAGUGGAAGAGGAUGGAUGUGGCUCCGGCCCCCCCAGCCCCGAGGAGCCGGGGGAGGGUGAAGCCCCGUCCGCACCUCAUCCAGAGGAGGAUCCACCAACCCCCGAGGCUGCGCCCCCCUCCCCGGGGAGCACAGAGGGGACGGGAGAUCCUCCCGGGAGCCCCCCCGGGAGCUCCCCAUCGCUGUCCGCCUCGGCCCCGGAUCUGCGCAGCGUCGUCCCCGCGGAGCCGCGGCAGCCCGAGCCCGAGCCCGUGCUCCGCCGGGACGGCCGAGCCGCCGUCCGCCUGGCCACCGGCACCGUGCGGGUGCUGCACGCCCGCUCCGUGCCCGUCGUGCCCCCCAAGCCGCAGUUCGCCAGGAUCCCGCCGGCGCUGCAGCCCUGGGAGCCGCCGGCCGCGGGGGCUGGGUCUCCGGGGGCUGGGUCACCGGGGGCAGGGUCGCCGGGGGCAGGGUCGCCGGGGGCAGGGUCGCCGGGGGCUCGCCGGGCGGGCUGGCGCGACGGCGGCAGCGCAUCGUUCGACGCGGCCGUGGCCGUGGCCGCCCAGCAGCAGCCGCCGCAGGCGCCGGUGAGGCGGAUCCAGACGUACGGAGGCGGCAGCGGGGACCCGGCGCCCGCCGCCCCCAAGGCGCUGCCGUUCCACCGGGCCCCGCUGCGGCCGCGGCUGCUGCGGCCCCUGAGCUGCGCGGCCGCCCCCGAGGCCGAGGGGCUGGGCAGGAGCCGCCGGAGCCCGACCCAGCCGGCGCUGCAGCUCGAGGCACCGGCGCCGGGCUCGGCCGGGGAGGGGGGAGAGCGCUGAGCGCCGGGCCCGGCGGACACCGGCGCAGCCGCAGCCCCGGUGCGGAUCCCCGACGGUUAUUUAUUGCAGCGCCGGGGGCUCGGGGGCGGUGCCGCGGGGGUCUGCGCUCAGAGACACCCGCUCACACGCUCCUGCGCCCGCGGCGGGCGGCUCACGGGCGGCUCACGGGCAGGGACGGUGCCGCAGGGCACCGGGCGCGGGUGGGCGCCGGCCCCGGCAUCAUCCCGGCGCUGCCGCCGGCCUGUGGCACGCACGGGCGCUCGCGGCGGCCCCCGGCUCCGCUCCCCGUGGCCUCGGCCGCCGCUUUGCCGCGCACGUGCCCCGCUUGCGGCCGAGCCGCCGCCGCCGCCGCCUCACCGCGGGCUCAAUAAAGGCGCU
Messenger RNA from Colius striatus (speckled mousebird), 3483 nucleotides. It is a transcript of the gene ARHGAP30, whose product is annotated as Rho GTPase activating protein 30. The record is from RefSeq and is a predicted model, not a curated record. Bases 217 to 3105 code for a protein of 962 amino acids. The transcript is spliced from 12 exons. NCBI's taxonomy places the organism in Eukaryota, Metazoa, Chordata, Aves, Coliiformes, Coliidae. Gene Ontology annotation, molecular function: GTPase activator activity. Gene Ontology annotation, biological process: small GTPase-mediated signal transduction.